AAUCAAGCGAAAUUUAACUCUGUCAGUCUCUGCAUGGAAUCCUUAUGGGCGCGCUUUUCAAAAUCAAGCGAGCGAUGUUUCAUAUCAAGUAGUUUAGCUUGAAGGCAAGAGUUGAAUUGUGAUGUGUCAGUCUCCUACAGUACUAUGGCGUUGUUUUCGUUUCCACUGCAGAUAUCAGUCCGGCAAGUUUUUCCUGUCAAAUUCGGCUUUAAACACAGCAAUGAUUGGAUUGAGGUCGAACGAACGUAACACAUCGACGACAUGUGCACCACAACUAGUUAUUGUGGAAGGAAACAUCGGGGUUGGCAAAUCCACUCUGUCUUGUCAGUUAGCUAGAAAGCUCAACUAUCGCGUCUUUUUGGAACCCACAACGAAGAAUCCUUACCUGGAAAAGUUCUACAAGGAUCCGAAGAGAUAUGCUUUGAAACUACAGUUAUGGAUCUUCAAACAACGAUUCAGGACUUACAUUGCAGCAACCAAACAUGUCCUUCAAACCGGUGGGUAGCUUCUGUGCAGUCAAACUUUCUAUGCUAUCAGAGCAAUUUUACCUGAUUUUUUUUUUGAGAACUGCUAUUUAUUAACAAAUUAAAGAAAUUGGAUCGUUAUAGAUCUCCAUUUUGUAAGAAGAAAACAUUCUGAUCUUUUUCAGAACUCUAAAAUAUCUUUGGAGCUUAAACCCUUGUUCAGGAAAGCCAGGAGAUACUUACCUUUAACUGGAGCAUGUGAUGAAUCUCUCAUUUAAAUGUUGUUAACAUGUUGCCUAGAGAGGCAGCAAAUAAAAGGUCCUUAGUUAUCAGCAUAUAAAAGCUUUUUUAGGUGUAAGAAUGGACUAAAAAAUCUUCACACUAUGGUUGAAUAUGCCCUGUGAAACUUAUAUUUUAUUCCACAGGCAAUAAAUGUAUUUGUUUAUCAUUUAAUCACUCACAUCAGUCUCACAUGUGCCAUGAAAUUGAAUUCACUAACAUGUGAAUGUGAUAAAUCUCAUUAUGUCAAUAUUUUUUACAGGCCAAGGAGUGCUGUUAGAUAGAUCAGUUUUCAGUGAUACAGUAUUUGCUGACGUGAAUUUUCAACAAGGGACAAUAUCUCUAGAAGGUAUGAAGUCUCUUAGGCCUCACUCCUUAUGUGGAGAAUGUUAUAACUUUCCUCCAGUAAGCACCCAUGCUCUAACAAGUGCCUUCCCCUGAUUAAGCACCCACUCCCCUAGGCCUUAAUAUCAAACAAGUGCCCCGUGUCAAGUAAGUGUCCCCCUUCUUCUGUCACUCUCUUAAAUGGAAGAGAUACAAGGAAAACCUAUUUCUAUUACCACUUUCCUUUUACCUUUCUAAGCUUCAAUUAAAGUAGAAUCAGCUCAGGUUAAUAAUAAGUGUAUAAAUUGUACAUUCAAUUGUAUUCUUUUGUACUCAUAUAAAUUAGCCCAACUAUCUCAUCUUUGGGUUGUGGUUUUAAUGUCUCUCAAAGAUACUGACUUGGCCAGGUGGGCUAAUCUUCAUGAAUACAAAAGAAUACUAAUCAAGUCCACCAUUUAUGCAUAAUGUCUAUAGUAUACAGCAAAGCUGAUUGGUUGUGAAUGUCACAAUCCAAAUGCAGUCAAACUGUUGCUAAAUCUCAUUUGUGUAACUAGCUACAAGAAAUUGAUGAGAUUUUAAAUUGUUUUUAAUCUGUGGUCUUGUAAUAACUGGUAAUCCUUCUGUACAUGAUCUAUAGUUUAGAUUAAUUAGCUAAACAGUAUAUUAAACUGGCAUUAAGAGGGAAUGAUUGAAAGGUGUUAUUUAUAAUUGAAACACAGCUUUAGGCAGUACAUGUUCAUAAUCAGACCACUUUGAUGUUGUCGUGCAUGGAUUUCCAUGAAACCAUGCAGAUCGUAACUUAGCAUGAUAAAAAGUUGGGUCAAACAUAAAUUUACAAGUGGUUUUUGAAAAAAGUGAAGAGGUGGUAAUUCAGUGUUUAAUUGGGUCCUGAAUUUAAGUGGAAUACAAUUAAAAUUGUUUCAUUAAUCAUUGCAUCACCAGAGAUUGAUAAUUUUUGACAUCUUAAAUUUCAUUUUGUGAUAGGUUAUGAAUAUUACAAGGACUUGAAGAAAAAAGCUUUACAGUCAGUUCCAGUUCCUCACACCACCCUGUAUCUUGAUGUCUCUCCUGAGACUUGCCAUGAGCGCAUCCGUAGACGAGGAAGGGUAUUGAACAGUAAAUUUCUAUAUUAACAUUUAUUUCUCAUAGCAGAGUUGAGAGGAAAAAGACCCUCUGACUUGUUAACCAAACCUGAAAUAACUUUCUCUUCCUAAAAAUGCAUCUUAAUUAAUCUUAUAAUUGAAUGAGAUAGUUGUGGAACUUAUUAAAUUUAUUUAUUUUUUAUUUUUUUUAUUUUUUAUGAUAACUACCAGUUGUUCACAAAGUUAUAGCAGCAACUUAAAGAAGUCUGUAGAUUUUACUUUUUCUAUCCAUCCUUUCCCUUUCUGGGAAAAGAGACCUUUUGUCUGAUCAUUUUCUCAACGUGAUCAGCGUUAGCCCUUCAACCCUUAUGGGUGACCAAGACCAUUUCUCCUUACAACAUCUAAAUAAUAUCAAGCAGACAAGUGAUGACAAUGAGGACAAAUCUCAGUGAGCAGAUUACUGGUUGAUCCAAUUCAAAAUUCUCUGAAGUGACAUCAUGAGAAGUGUAUGACAGACAGCAAGGAGAAUCACUAAGUGAUGAGAUCUUGGGAGUGAAAGGGUUCAAUCAGCCUUGAUUAUCCUAGAUUUGUUGUAGUGUUCUAUUUUUCAGGCUUGGAAUUUUCAGGUGCAAUCACAAAUUUGUCUCAUUAUGUUUAUUAAUGUAACCCAGUUAACAGACCCCUUGCCACUCAUUGUGCUUUUUUUUUUCAACUCAACCAUUUUCACAAACAUACUCCAUAGGAUUAUGAAAGUGGGAUUCCCCUAGAAUACCUUAAAGGACUUGAUGCAUCCUAUAAAAAGUUCUUGGAGGAAAUGAGGUUAGACAAAACCUUUCAAAUGAAGUUUGUCUUGUUUUUCUUUCUAGGAAGUUUAAGGUACAUAAACAAGCAGUCUUGCUGAUAAUUGUCAGUUGAAACCCUAGAAAGAGCAUAGAUAUUUAAUUUAAAUAAGUCUCAAAAUUAUUAAGCCACUGCAACCACUUUUGAAGCCAAGUACCCAGGAGACUGUUACAAAAUCAUUGUAUUACUCGCAUGUGACAUAGUUCCCUUUGUUAAUACAUUGGAAACAGUAAUUUGGCUCUCAAAGUUUUGAAAGUAGUUUGAAGAAAAUGAUAAGGAAUUCCUAUUCCAUGUGAGUUACACCAGUGCCUCCAAUCUUUGUCCUUAGUCAUGCAGUUAUGUAAUUUAACAAACAAAUUUUUUUAUGUUGUUAAUUUAAAUUCAAGACAAGAGAUAAUAAUAAUGGUAGAUCUGUAUCCUUUUAGGCCUAUUGUGUUGAAUUUUCUUUUGUAAGGUCACUCUUAUUUGCACUAAGGUUAUUCACAUGAGAAAGGGAUAACUGUCUCUAUAUUUGCAGAAAUGUUAGAUCCAGAGUUUUGGAAUAUAACUGGACAGAUUUUGGAUAUAACUUUGAAGUGAGUAUAAUAGUUGAUGUACUUCAUACUGUAUGUAUGUUACUGGACUUGUGUCUUACUUUGCAAUAAAAGGACUAAGGGAAAAAAAAAAGUUGCUUUAAAUGCACCUCUUUAUCAGGAGAAUGGGAGCAUACUUAAAUUGUAUCAGUUCCAUGUAAGAAAUAAGUUAUUAUUUAACCACAUUUUAAUGAUGAUCUCAACCCCUAAAUCAGUAAGUUGUUCUUUCUUUGCAAGGAUGUAAAGUUCAAAUGAAACUUCUUGUGAAACUAUGUUGUUUAAUUGCCGGUCACUUUUUUUUUAUUUGGCUUAAGUAUUAUGGUUUUGUGUUCCAUUAGGUUGCAGAAGAUAUUAAAAAUGGUGUUGUUUCAAGCUGGAAGGAAGAAGAUCUAUAUGUCUUUAACAAACUGUAAGUUUUGCUUAAUUUUUUUGAGGAGGUAAUAUAAACACAUACAUUUAAAUUUGAUUGAAAGGUAAGAAAGAGAAAAGGUAUAAUAAUGUUUUAAAAUUUCUUUGCUGAGGUAUAGAGUAUUUAAGGUUUGCAUUAUUCUGCUUCAGAGUAUCAGAUGAAUCACUCAUCAAGGAAGCAUUGAUGCUAAAUCAUUUUGUUCCAGAGGCUGAUAUCAGUGAGGAAGAAGAGGUUUGCAUAACUUUUUUCUAUCAUCUGCUUUUUACAACAGUUUACAGCGAUCAAUAAAUCAGAACCACUACAAUGUAUUGGCAGAUCACAAAACAAAAUUAUUGAAUAAGGAAGAUGGUGAAUUUUGAGCUUAGCUAUGAGAAAAGGAAAGAUCUUUGUGUCUGUCAGGUCUGGAACACUUAAAAAAGCAUUUUGUUCCCCAUUAGGAAUAAAACUGCAGCCUUUAUGCUUUGCCCUCCAAUGUCCUGCCACUGAUUUACAGGCAAAUUAAUGAUGAGCUAGGCCAUGCUGGGAUUGGCUGAGUAGUAAAAAAGGAAAGUUGUAUGAGGGUGUUACCAUGGAAUUAAAAUCAGGGAAUUGAAAGAGUGGUUUGAAUUACUGCAUCUUUAAAAGAAAGGUGCCCUUUAACCCUUUAACUCCCAAGAUCUGAUUGAUAAUUCUCCCUUCCUGCUGCUUCACAUUUCCUUGUAGAUUAGUUAUGAGAAUUUGGUGUUAGAUCAGGAUAAAAAUUCUACCUGGUACACUUGAAUACUAUCAUUGCCUGUUUGCUGGAUAAUGCUUUAAUAUCAUAGGGAUAAGUUUUAUGUUAAUCACUUCUGGGAGUUAAGGGCUGAAGAGUUUUUUUAUCAGGGUUACUGGGGUUUCAGUAGAUCCAAUGAAGUAUGAGUGGCUUUCACUGAUACAAGAAACUCUCAACUUUUGAGUGACAAGCAGUUACUUUUAAACUAGACUGCAAAUAAGACAUUUCUAUCCAUUUUUGUGCAUUUUGUUUCGUGGUAAUCUCUUCUCUUAGGUUAAACUUUUGUUUGCUUGUUACUUACCUUUAUUUGCUCUUAAUGCAUGCCCUUUCCAGUGUUUUUCUUUGAUCAGCUAUUUAAGUAAGGUUUUUUUUUUUUUUAGGAUGAUACUUCGACAGUAGAACCACAAUCCCAGCCUACAUGUAAAUCAAAGCAAAUCAGUGAGACAUCAAAUGCAAGUUCAUCGCAGAAGUCAGAGUCAUAUUUGGAAAGUUAAUUGCUGUUACUUCCUUAACUUAGUUAAAAAGUCCCAAUGUUAACAAUUUUGCUAAAACUCUAUGUAUUUAUUGUGAUCUGCUAAACUUUUAUAAAUUUCAUAUCUUAACAGCACAAUCUUGGUUGUUAACAGACAAAAAAACCAGAUUUGUAAAGAUCCAAUUUUUGGUGAAAGAUAGUUCCAUGAUCACAAACACAGAAGUGAACAACAUUAUAGUGCAUUUUCAAUAUUGAAAUUAAGAGCUUUUAAAAAUGUUUUUUAUCAACUGAUACGAACGUUGGACAAAAUUAUACAUUCUUUCUAAUCAUUUUAAAGAGUCAACUGGGUUAUUUAUGUGUAUUUUAGGCUUGAAUAGCCCAGGAUUCAAAUUUCACCUCGCAACAAAGGUUGUUAUUGCCAUUAUACAGAGUGAAGCUACUUUGCCUAGGAAGAGUUUACUUUGUCAAGUCUGGUCUAUUUUUGUUAAUGGCUUUGGUUUGGUGGUAUUUUCCAAAAAUUCUGAGUGUUUCUCAUUGUUCCCAGAAAGGUCACUGUUUUGUCAUUUACCAAGAGACCGUUUAAGGAAAAUUUUAAAAAUUCCUAGAACUUACUAUAUUUUUAUAAAAGCCCACUGAGUCUCUCCCCCCAUUCAAACCCACCCACCCCACCCCCCCACUUUUGUUCCUGCAAGUUGCUGGCGAUCAUUUGUUGUAAAACCAGAAUGGAUGAAUUAUCUAUGAAUAAUACACUUGUGUAUUUGGAAUGUAUUUGGUGUCAUUUCCAUCAAAUAAAUCAG
Pocillopora meandrina is the source of this 5990-nucleotide messenger RNA. Lineage: Eukaryota; Metazoa; Cnidaria; Anthozoa; Scleractinia; Pocilloporidae. The record is from the annotation of a GenBank genome assembly.